Musca domestica (house fly) is the source of this 1351-nucleotide messenger RNA. It is a transcript of the gene nvd, whose product is annotated as cholesterol 7-desaturase nvd. NCBI's taxonomy places the organism in Eukaryota, Metazoa, Arthropoda, Insecta, Diptera, Muscidae. Bases 55 to 1302 code for a protein of 415 amino acids. Gene Ontology annotation, biological process: cholesterol metabolic process; chlorophyll biosynthetic process. The transcript is spliced from 7 exons. Gene Ontology annotation, molecular function: chlorophyllide a oxygenase activity; 2 iron, 2 sulfur cluster binding. Gene Ontology annotation, cellular component: chloroplast. The record is from RefSeq and is a predicted model, not a curated record.
AGUUACUUCUUAAAACAUUUAUUAUUCGGAAUAAAAAGGACUCUAUAGACGAAAAUGAAUCUCCGCGAAAUAUUUACAGUACACAUCAUAAACAGUACAUGUUUCCAAGAAUAUACCCUGUACAUAUUUAUGGUGGUAUUCAUUAUUGUAUCUUACCUGCUGUUUUUCGUGCCAUGUAACUGGAAGAAGAUAGAAUUUGAAUAUUUAACUGGCGGAGGAAUAAAUGUUAUGAACAGGAAGGCAUCUAUAAACAACCUUAGAAAGAACGGACCGAAAGAGUUACCACCUCCAUAUCCAAAUGGUUGGUAUAGCAUUUUGGAAUCCUUUGAACUCAAGAGGGGAGAAGUUAAAAAUGUGUUUGCUCUUGGAAAACAGUUUGCAGUUUUUAGAACAUUAAGCUCUUCGGUGUAUGUAUUGGAUGCAUAUUGUCCCCAUUUAGGGGCUAAUAUUGGGACAGGAAGAGUAUUUGGAGAUACAGUUGAAUGCCCCUUUCACAAAUGGCGCUUUCGUGGAACUGAUGGUGCAUGUGUGUUUGUGCCUUACAGUUCUUGUGUGCCUAAGUCAAGCAAAUUGCAAAAGUGGACUUCGAGGGAGGUAAAUGAUCACAUUUUUGUAUGGUAUAGUGCUGACCCUGAACUGGUACCAUGGGAAAUACCAGCAUUGAGUGAAAUUGAAAUAGAAAGAUUUGUUUAUCAUGGGAGAAACGAAUUUUUUGUAAACAGUCAUAUACAAGAAAUUCCAGAAAACGGAGCGGAUAUAGCACAUUUUGGAGCAGUUCACGACAAUUGCUUUUUAAGUGGUACUGAACUGUCACAUAAAAGCAUUUUUAAAGAUGUGGGAGUUCACAACUGGCAGCCAAGUUGGAAGCCCACUAAUAUAAAACAUAUAGCAAUAGUGACAUUAAAACACUCUUUAGUUGUUGCCGAGAAAUUCAAUGUGUUCCAAAUGGAUAUAACUGGAGAGCAAAUCGGUCCUUCGUAUGUUCACUUGCACUUGGAUUCCCCAUCUUUCGGUCGGAUAAAAGUGGUACAAACGGUAACACCUAUAGCGCCCCUCAUUCAAAGAGUUAUUCAUCGUUUCUAUGCAAUACGUAUUUUGGCGCCUGUUAUAAAAUGUAUAAUAUUUGCUGAAAGCGUCAUGUUUGAGAGAGACAUGAAUAUGUGGAAUCAUAAAAUAUUUCGCAGAAGACCAUGUUUGGUAAAGGAAGAUAUGAUGAUAGUUUCCUUUAGAAAUUGGUUUGAACAAUUUUAUUCGGAAAACAGUCUUACAUUCUCUGAAGCAUAUGAAAAUAUUAGUUGGUGAAUCUAAUAAGAAAUAAUAAAAGCGGGAGAUCUAUCUUAUAUAAAUUCAA